AUGGCUUGUUUUUUCAGGACCGUUGACAACGGAAUCAAAUUGUCAUCACUUGUGUCUAUCCCCGAUGUCACUGACAUCCCUGCUAUGAACAAGAUCACGUCCAACGAGCUUGAUCGGCUGGUCACUCACGAGGAUACACCAAAGGCCUCACAACCAAUACUAGGACACUUACUCACCCAAAUCUUCCAGUCUUUCACAAUUCCUCUUCCCGAUGUGUCCAACCUUAAAAUACCUUUUGGAAAAAUCCUUCAUCACAACCAGCGCAUCAACGAAAAGUUUAGCAGUACAUCACCAGAUACCCUAGUGCCGCUGUAUGACACUGAAGCGAAGACUUGGAACUGGGCUCUUCCAGUUGACCCCCCAGAAAAUGCGUUUCUCAAUGCUUUUGCUAGUUGCUUUUCACGGUCGUGGUCCGAACUUGUAGCAAUGCGCUUUGCAACCGGCACAUGGAGUGCGGCCAAUGCACAGAAGGCAUUGCCUGGCAGCGCCAUCAAGCGCAAGCCAGAUAUUGUCCUAUCUGACGAUAUAUCUGCCAAGUGGGGAAACAUCAGGAUAUCCACGGCUAUCGUCCCAUCAGAAAUACUCCUGCCCGACGGGAGUAGUACGACAGACCAUGCUGUUACCACAUCGAGCUCUGAUUCUCUUCCAAAUCCUGAUGUAUCAUCCGGCGAAGCUCUUGAAUCGGUCGUCUCCGAUGAUUCUGAUGACUCUGAUGAGUCCUCUAGUGAUUCUGCUCAUGACUCAACUGAAGAGAGUCCGAGCGCCUUGCAUGACUCGAUGGAUGAAGAGAAUUCCUCCCCCCCUCAACCCACUGCAACCCGCAGCGCUCCCCUUCUUAGCCUCAUAUCGCAAAUACCCCAGACUGAGAUGACCGAGAGCAUCUAUUCCAUUCGUGUAGGGGAGAAAAUCUACACCAUAAAGAGGAUUCUUUUUGUGACCCGAGGCCUCGUUGGUCGCGGAACCGUUUGCUAUUUAGUCACCUUGGACAAUGAAGACUACAUCAUCAAAGAUCAUUGGGUUCUGGGCAAGGACGAUAAUGUAGUCCUGAAUGAGAUCAAGAUGCUGGAGUUAAUAGACAACGUCCCUGGCAUUCCAAGGCUGGUGGAUUAUUGGGUUGUUGAGCGGUCAGAUGGUGAGCCCGACAUUACCCGCAAAUAUUGGCACAAGGAACGCAGGAGUACCAGAGGCACCAGUCGUACUCAUGAGUUCGUGCGAGCACUAAGAGAUAUCAUUAAGAUCCUACAAACUGCAGUGGAGGAACGUCAGAUUUUGCAUCGGGACUGUAGUCUUAACAACGCGAUGAUCCUAGACGAGCUUGGCAAGUAG
This is a messenger RNA of Suillus subalutaceus, 1326 nucleotides long. RefSeq lists its product as uncharacterized. The coding region runs from base 1 to 1326 and encodes 441 amino acids. The transcript has 6 exons. NCBI's taxonomy places the organism in Eukaryota, Fungi, Basidiomycota, Agaricomycetes, Boletales, Suillaceae. The record is from RefSeq and is a predicted model, not a curated record.